Molecule: messenger RNA, 2568 nt
Organism: Drosophila arizonae
Lineage: Eukaryota; Metazoa; Arthropoda; Insecta; Diptera; Drosophilidae
Product: putative cytochrome P450 28a5
Molecular function (GO): oxidoreductase activity, acting on paired donors, with incorporation or reduction of molecular oxygen; heme binding; iron ion binding
Source: RefSeq, a predicted model, not a curated record
AAACUCGUUGAGCCACAGUCAAUUGGGAUCAGUUACUCGAGUCAGAUCGUCAAACAAAUAAUCAUGCUGGAAGUUACGCUGGCAUUGCUGCUCCUACUUGCGGGCCUCUUCUAUGUAUUCAUGACAUGGAAUUUCGGCUACUGGCGCAAGCGAAAAGUCCCUGGUCCUGCCCCACGCAUUCUCACAGGCAACUAUCCGCACAUGUACAACAUGAAGCGUCACGCAAUCUACGAUCUCAAUGAUAUCUAUAGAGAAUACAAGCAUCAGUUCGAUGCAGUUGGCAUUUAUGGAGCUCGAACUCCACAAUUGCUGGUUAUAAGUCCGCAGCUGGCUAGACGCGUCUUCGUCUCUGACUUCAGGUACUUUCAUGAUAAUGAAGUCUCUCGUAUGAUUGAUGAUAAAUCCGAUUUCAUCUUUGCCAACAAUCCGUUCUCCCUGGUCGGAGACGAGUGGAAGCACCGACGUGCAGACGUUACUCCCGGACUAACCAUGAGUCGCAUCAAGACCGUCUAUCCGGUGACCAAUGAGGUAUGCCUUAAGAUGACCGAAUGGCUACGCAAGCAAAUACGUUCACCUCCAAGUGAAGGCAUCGAUGCCAAAGCUAUGAGUUUACGCUUCACAACCGAAAUGGUCACCGAUUGCGUGUUGGGCCUGAAGGCCGAGAGCUUCUCAGACAAGCCCACACCAAUCAUGGGCUACAUCGAGGAGCUCUUCAAGCAGUCCUGGGCUUUUAUCCUGUACUUUAUAAUUGUCAGCACUUUGCCUGCGCUGCGACACGUGUUUAAGCUGCGCUUUGUGCCGUUGCGUAUUGAAAUCUUUUUUGUGAAUCUGAUGCAAACGGCCAUCGAUGCACGGCGUCAACAACUGGCUGCAGGAAAGCAAUUCGAUCGCGUUGACUUCCUGGACUACAUUCUCCAGCUGGGCAGCAAGAAGAACCUGGAUACUCGCCAACUGACCGCACACACCAUGACCUUCCUGCUGGACGGCUUCGAGACGACGGCCUCAGUACUCAGUCAUAUGCUUUUGCUGCUGGGCAGAGAUGAGAAGGUGCAGCAGCAGCUGCGCGAGGAAAUCGAGGCCCACCUCAGCAACUAUCCGCAUAUGUUCAACAUGAAACGUCAUACAAUCUACGAUCUCAAUGAUAUCUAUAGAGAAUACAAGCAUCAGUACGAUGCAGUUGGCAUUUACAGAGCUCGCUGUCCACAGUUGAUGGUGAUAAGUCCGCAGUUGGCUAGACGCGUCUUCGUCUCUGACUUCAAGCACUUUCACGACAAUGAAGUUUCUCUGAUGGUAACUGAAAAGUCCGAUUACAUAUUUGCCAACAAUCCGUUUACUCUGGUCGGCGAAGAGUGGAAAGAGCGACGCGCAGAUGUAAGUCCCGGACUAACCAUGGGUCGCAUCAAGAGCGUCUAUCCAAUAACUAAUGAUGUGUGCCGAAAGCUGACCGAAUGGCUACGCAAGCAGAUACGUGCACCUCCAAGUGGUGGCAUUAAUGCCAAAGAUGUGGGUCUACGUUUCACAACCGAAAUGGUCACCGAUUGCGUGCUGGGUCUGAACGCCGAGAGUUUCUCAGAUAAACCGUCACCCAUAAUGGGUUACAUCAAGGAAAUCCUUCAUAUGCCUUGGCCCUCCAUCAUAUACCUUAUGAUAGCCAACUUUUUGCCCAGCAUAAGGCGAUUCUAUAAAAUGCGCCUUAUUCCCUUGCCAAUGGAGCACUACUUUCUGAAUCUGAUGCAAACGGCCAUCGAUGCACGGCGUAAACAACUCGCUGCAGGAAAGCAAUUCGAUCGCGUUGACUUCCUGGACUACAUUCUCCAGCUGGGCAGCAAGAAGAAUCUAGAUACUCGCCAACUGACUGCACACAUAAUGACUUUCCUACUGGACGGAUUCGAGACGACGGCCUCAGUACUCAGUCAUAUGCUUUUGCUGCUGGGCAGAGAUGAGAAGGUGCAGCAGCAGCUGCGCGAGGAAAUCGAGGCCCACCUCAGUGCCAAGGGCGUCAUUGACUUUGAGAAGAUCAACGAGUUGCCCUUCCUGGAUGCAUGUGUCCAGGAAUCCCUACGUCUCUUUCCACCCGCCUUUAUGUCGAAUAAGCUGUGCACUGAGCCCAUUGAGUUGCCCAACAAGAAGGGCGAGAAUUUUGUAGUGGAACGAGGCACCACGGUCAUUGUGCCCCAUUAUUGCUUCAUGUUGGAUGAGGAAUAUUUCCCCAAUCCGCAGGCCUUCAAGCCGGAACGUUUCAUGCAGCCCGAUGCUGUUAAGAUGUACCGAGAGCAAGGCGUCUUCAUGGGCUUUGGUGAUGGUCCGCGCGUUUGCAUAGGCAUGCGCUUUGCAUUGACACAGAUCAAGGCCGCUGCAGUUGAGGUGCUCACCAAGUUCAAUGUGCGCGUCAAUCCCAGAACCAUCAAAGAUAACGAGUAUGAGCCAACGGCAUUUAUCACGACCUUGAAAGGCGGCAUUUGGCUAGACUUUGAGUCGCGCCAAUGACGGAAAUAUAUAUAGCCAAUCAACCUUCAGGGGCAUUUCACUCAGCAAUAAAACGUGCACAACGAGCUCUCGCAUAUCAAU